Molecule: messenger RNA, 9583 nt
Organism: Cladocopium goreaui
Lineage: Eukaryota; Dinophyceae; Suessiales; Symbiodiniaceae
Source: the annotation of a GenBank genome assembly
GUUGUACCGGCGCUUGGUGACUCUGUCAGAAGAGGAAGCCAAUUGGUACCUGGAGGUAAAGGCGCAAUUGAUGAGUCAAGGAAAAGAAAACAGGGCCCGACAGUUGAGAAGUGAAACCAUCCGAUUGAAGACCUUCCUAGAGGAAGCAUGUGAUUUAAAACGCGGAGAGCGGAAGGAAGAGAAGUCGGGCCAGGACUCGCAGGAGGACGGCAAAUGGCACAGCCUCCACAGUCGGGAGCUCUUUCAGGUCGUUACAGCGCGCCGAGAGGUGGAGCAACACCGGCAGAAGGUCUCGGCCGCCGAGAUCUCGUUGCACCGUGCAACACAUCCCAAGUUGGCAGUGGUGGAGAACGAGACCAGGGUGAAAGAAGCCCACCAGUUGCUGGAAAGUUUCGCCACCUGGGCCUCCAAAACGGAAGCUGCCUUGACCCUCUUCGUCCCCUGGCGGACCUGGCGGGAUGCGAUGAGCACAUGGUUUCGGGCGGUCCUGGUGCGCCAAUGUGAGACGGUGUCGGAUACACCCCUCGCAGCGGCAAUCCUCGGCACAUGGUUUCGGGCGGUCCUGGUGCGCCAAUGUGAGACGGUGUCGGAUAGACCCCUCGCAGCGGCAAUCCUCGGCACGUGGUUUCGGGCGGUCCUGGUGCGCCAAUGUGAGACGGUGUCGGAUACACCCCUCGCAGCGGCAAUCCUCGGCCGGUGUUCCACGCUGUUCGACGCUGUUCGCACAUGGUUUCGGGCGGUCCUGGUGCGCCAAUGUGAGACGGUGUCGGAUACACCCCUCACAGCGGCAAUCCUCGGCCGCUGUUCCACGCUGUUUUUCCUUCCUUCUCAGUCUCAACCAGUCAGCUUCUUGAUAGCCCCGCACGUCCGUGACACGUUCCUCAUGCCUCCUACGACCCUUGCCAUGAUGCCAGCCGAUGUGCUGCUGCGAUUGCACAUUCUCUUGGGUCUGCAGGUCGCGCCUGUCUUUGCCUGGACUGCUCCCUUCGUCACUCCUCUCGUGGUCGUGGCACAUGCCCGAGCACAAUUGGAGCUGCUCGAAGUCCUACUUGAAACAGAGGUGCCCUGCGGCUUCACCUUUUUCUCCCGUGUGCACAUGUACUGCGCAUUGUGCUCCGCCGCGGUGGCCGCUGUGGCUGCUCCACUGCUAGCAGUCGCUGAACUCGACCUCUUCUAUCCCGGGAUGAAUGAGGCUGCUCAGGGGCACGUCUUUUGGGCGACCUACCGGGACACAACCGAUGCUGUGGGAGGCCUUUCCAUGUGGGUGCCUCCUGCGAACCAGCGCUUGGACUUGUCGGAUUACUUGGCAUUGGACUUGGGCCUUUCAUCUGAUCCUCUUGAGGCAUGGCUGGAACUCAAUGUUUCGGACAACCUCGCGCCCGUGCAGGAUGCGAUCACUUUGCUCCACCGCGGUGCCUACGCGUUUUCCUUCUACCCCCGAGAUUGCGAGACAGAUCGUGCGGCAAGAUGCUUUCUGCAAUUCAACGUCUUCGGCAUUGCGGGGGCUCUGGCGAAGGGGGCUCUGGCGAUUGAGGAGCCAGAGGUGGACCCCCAAAUCAACCUUCUGCGCCAGCACAAUCGUCCCUACAAUUUCGUCAUGGACUGCGCCUCUGCGGCGCUACUGGGAGGCCUGCACUGCCCCGCCAUUGGACACGUCCCAGGCGGCAUAUUUUGCGCUGAUACGGCCGCCACUUCGUUGGUCGCAAAGGUGAGAACUCUGCUUGGCGCUGGACCUGGAGACCUUCGACCUCUGGAUGCCAUGCUGCUCAAUGGUGCUGGCGGUCCCGUGGCUGCGUGGCAUCUGUGCAACCACGACACCCCGCAAUGGGUGUCUCUGUCAGGUCUUUUGACUGAUGAACGCUUGCACCAACAGCGCCGCUUUGAGUUUUAUCACUUGCGCACUGGCUCACGGUACUUCGUUGUCUACCUUUUGCUGGACACCUUCCGCUUUGCUCUAGUCUUUGAAGCUGCCCCAGCUGCUGUUGUGGCAGUUUACUUGCAUGCAGGCAUGCUUCCGGUCAUUGCUGACUUUCCCUCCGAUCAUUUCUUUUGCUCGCUGUCCUGGCUCGAACCUCGGUUGCUUGUUGCCCAUGCAGUUUUGCUCAAACCACGUGCGACAGCUGCAUGGGUGCAAAUGGACGCCAUGGCUGCUGAGCUCGUAUCGUCGCCCCUGCGCCAUUGCCCGCUCUGCACGGCGGGAUCGGCACUUCAACCACAAGGCGACACACCAGCUGUGUGGGGGCUGUCGUAUGCUACAGGCUUCGUUCGUCUCCGGGCACAACGCCUGCGUUGCCCGUCUUGUCGCGCAUGGUUUUUGGGCUGCUGGGCAUACCCCCACGGUGGCCAAAGCCGCGUGGUGAUAGCUUGCCAUCCGACUGCGUGCAGUUGGUUCUUCUUUCGGGAGCGCCUGCAUGCAGACAGUUUCGUGGCAUUGCACACCGAAUAUCUGCGGUUCAUGUCCACCGCCUUCCUCUUCUUGCGUGCUUCGUUUUCUGGCUUGGUGAAGACGGUUCAAGCCAUGUUUCCUGGACCGGAUCUAACUCAUCACGACUGCCAGCGUUGUGUUGAGCAUGGCUGGUUCCUGUACAACACACUUCAGCACACUUGGGCUGCGUCUCGGGUUGGCACCGUCUUUGAUGUACGCCUCGAUGCACUGGAUCGGACUUUGGCGCAGCAUGAGCCGUGGUUGCAUGAUCUGCUUCACCGCCACGCUUCUUCCCAUACUUGCGUGCAUUGCUCCAAUCCGGUGCUUGCUGGCGACGGCGGCAUGAAGCUUACCACCUCGCUCUGCAAUGAACGCACCUCUGCUUCGUUCACCGACUCUCAGUUGGGGCUGCGCGUGACGCUGGGGUGCACAAAGCGGCCCCAAGCUAAGUCGGUGUUUUGCCGCGGCCACCAACUGCCGCCUUCCCCCCAGCUUCCGCCGGAGAUUCGGGAUCACAAACGCAUCAGCGGCCACAUCCAUUUCCGCUACGUCGGCAGCGCCGACUUCCUGCCUCUGCAGCAGGUGGCUGCUGCUCGGUUGCGCCAGUAUGACUCUAAGCUGGCGCUUCUGGACUAUGCUACCGCAGAUCCGGGCCGCUUUGGGGGAAGCGAGCGUGAUGGAGCGCCUGCUGAGGAGCUGCUUCAGAUGGACGCUACUGACUAUGAGUUCAUUCAGACAUGCAAUUGCAUCAAGGACGAGCGAAAGCGGCUCGCCGUUCGUCGCUAUGCUGGGGUCUUCGUCAUCGUACUCCCUUGCGGGCACAUCGUCCACGUACAUCACCUGGUGGGGUCAGAGAGCUUGCCACAGGUUGCCCUCUGCUUCGCGCUGCGUCUCACCAACGGCAAGCGCUUCCUGUGCUAUGACAAUGCGUGUGCCCUGGCGCGCUUUUGUCGCAACCCAGUCCGUGCGCACCGGAUGGGCAUCUUUCAGGGUUGUCAAUUCAUCUUGCCAGAGUCACACGCACGGGGCCACACGGCGUGCCUGGACCCCACACACGUCCACUUUUUGCCAGAGGUGCGGAAAAGUCAGCACCCCGAACUUCAGGGCAUCAACACUGAAGCACAGGAGCAUGUUUUUGCUUGGGCUCGUUGGCUAGUCUAUGUGGCCAACCCAAUGGCCCCAGUGCGGCACCGACUCUUUUUCCUUCUUCUCUGCUUGGCGCGAAAUCAGAACCGGGACAUUGCCCGGCCCAUGCCCCGGCGUCGACGCCCUCGUGCGUGGGGAUUGUGGCGCGGUGCUGCACGCACUGCUGACGUGCAUGAAGGGCCACUGGGCGACGCACCUGUGCCAGAGGUUGCUGCGGAUCCUCCUCAGCAGGUCGCCCAUGACGUACCUGUGGCGGCGGAUCCUCCGGAUGACCCCAUGGUGCCGGCCAACCCGGUACCGCCGCUCCUGCUCAAUCUUCGCGAUCGCAAGCUGCACCGAGUGGCCUCCCGGAAUCACGUUGCCUGUGGCGCCACCUUGCCGAAGCGCUGGCGCUUUCUGACUUCCCGAGAUGAAGAGCCUCGUGCCAAGCUGUGCCUUCGCAAUGGUCCUGCCGCGCUUCAGCGACGGGAGCGCCUCUGUGCACACUGCCGCUGCGGAUGGUUCUGGCUUGCGACCAUUGGCGCUGCGAUCCGCGAUGCAUUGCAGCUGCUCUUCGGCACCUUGCUCUCAGCAUGUUCUCCUCGGCCUGUCCAGGCCUCCGGCCUCCCGUUGCUCGCUUUGUCCGACCGAUCGGUCGGCGAUGUGUCGACUGACGUCGACGUGGACUACUUCUUGGACGUCCUGCCGAGCGAGUCCUCUUCCUCCAACACCACGGGAAGUCUGCUGCGUGCAUUGCAUCUUGCGACGGCCCUGUGCCCGGAGCAAUUCGUCCUAGUCCUUUGUCAUGGCGCACGCUUCGACCCGCAGCUGCAACGCAGCCUUGCGCUCACCUUGAAUGGUUGCAGCGCUGUGCCAUUGGACCCUCUGCUCAGCGUUCUUCGAUCUGUGCUUACAGAGCACCUGCACAUUCUCGACCUGCCAACGGCCAGAGCCCGCACAGCAUUUCCGACGGACGGUGCUCUGCAUCCGGCAAUGCCUCUUCCUGCAUUGUGCCACCACGGCGGCUACUGGACGUUUGGGUGGCUCAUGCCAACAAGAGCGGGGGUUGACUCCGCAGACUGCUCGCUAAGCGGGGCGGCAGAAUCUGCCGAGGCAGCCUCUGCCGAGGCAGAGGGCACAGGAACAGCAAAUUCAGCAGCAGAAGAGCUCGGCGUGGCAUCGGCCGAGGCAGAGGGCACAGGAACAGCAAAUGCAGCAGCAGAAGAGCUCGGCGUGGGCGGUGCACAUGGCGCGCCACAGGGAGGCUGCAGUCCGCUUCCAUCAGAUCGACAUGAUGUCAUGUCAUUCCUCGCUGGCCUCUGCUGCCUGAUGCCGCUCCGUGCAGAUGUGCUGCAGGGGGCACUGCACGCGGCCGGAUUGGAUAUGUCUGCUUCCGUGCCCUGCAGGCUUCAAGACUUGGCUGCUCUUGUCGCUGCGCUGGGUCAAGCUGCUUUUCCGGAUGGGGUGGUCCUUCGAUGCAUGGAGCCUCCAUCGGCAUGGCUUCUGCCCCAGGGCUGUUGUCAACCCUGCCACAUCACGCGCGACACCCCGCCGCAUGGCUUUUUGCUGAGGUCUGCUGCGGGGCGCUUCUCUUCAUGGCUGCAGCUGCCGCGAGCCUUCGCACCAGAGUGGCCGCGGCAGAUCGCCUUGUCCUCCUGCUGUUUUGCGUUCUGGGAUGCAAGUGCCCCAUUUGCUGACAAUGCCAACUGUUUCUUUGAUGCUUUGGGCAUCGACCGAUGCGUGCUGUUGACCUAUGCGCUCGCAUCUGCCUACGCCUUGCCGCCUCGUCUGGGGCGACUGGUGGUGACCCGGCUCCUGCGACUGUUUUCCACGACCUGCCCUGUGUGUGGCCUCGAUUGUCAGCUUUUCGUCAACCUGUUGCCUGCGUGGUUUCCACACGGCUUACUGCUUCUCCACUGCGAGGGAGCACUGCUCCACUUCCGAUCCGGCUUUCCGCCUGCAAGUGUUCUUCCCGAGGAUAUUUUCGAAUUUCUCCCAUCCUUACCCCUCAUCUACUACGAGCACGCGCACUUCUACGCCGCGGUCCUGUUUCCGGACGCCUUGGCAGGAGCUACGAUCUCCAUGCAAAGACUGGUGCGAGUGCCUACCGCACUGGUUCCUUCUCUUGCGGCCCAGAUCCUUGGUGCCGGUCGCAAGUUCACGGAGACGGAGAUCCUGGCGGCUUUCGCAGCUGCAGAAGACAUUCCGUUCCCGCUCGCCGACCUGGAGAAGCUGGUGCCUGCGAUCUGCAAACACUGCUCUGCUGUGGCCGACUCCCUCAGUGUUCCAUUAUCCUGGGUGCUUCUCGCAGAGGUGUGCACAGCGGCAUUCUUGGCCCCAACCUCGGUCCUCUUACCGACCAAAACCUUGCCAUUGUACAGCAUGCCCUGGGCACUCAUUCUGCAUCCUGGUGCCACCCAAACCAGCGGCCCCAUGGCCGCCUACAAUCGCACACUGCGCCAGAUUGAGCUCUGGGAAGAUGAGUUCCAGCUAGCGCAGGCCAAGCUUGCCUUCCGGCAGCAACAAGACGGGGCGCAGCCUGCUGCUGCGGGCAGCGAUGAACAGGUGACAAAGAGACCCCGCUUUACCCCUCCGCCUCCCAUGCACAUGGGAUUCACAUCCGGCUCCAUCGAUGGUGUUGUGGGACGCAUGGCCGAACCGCAGAACCUGAGUCGGGCUGCUGCGUUUUUGGCGGAGGGGCUCAUCUUCUUGAGCUGGAUCUCGGAUCAAUGUGCCAGUCAUAAAGGCCUCAUCACUCAGCUUACCGAUCGGAUUCUUUGGGACAAGGUCACCGUGAAGGAUCGCACCACAGUCAUGGUCGAUGCUCCCUUCCUUGGGGUGUGUGCCGCUGUCCACAUGGAAGAGGUGAUGAAUGCAAUUGGCACUGAGGACCCCCUGGGUUUGCGGGAGCGCUUGCUUGUCAUGUACGAUAGACCGCGCUUUGCCCGUGCUGCUGCGCUGCGUGAUGCCUGCGCAGCCAUACCUGCGGCGACGUUGCAUGGGUUCCUUGCAAACCAUUUUUGGAACCUUCAUGUGGUGCACCAUCCCGCGCACCCGCCGAAGGAACGCUUCACGCGGGAUCUCAACUACAAUUGGCUGCACUACACCUUCGCCGCUGAUGCAGCUACAUUAUUCUGGGACAACUUUGAUGAGCGCGCUUCAGAGCAAGAGGCCGCCUAUCGAGUUGAUCAACAGGCUGCAAAGCGCGCAGGCAAGGGCAAGACGAGACAUUUUCGUCUGGCGCUCCCUUUGCACAACCUCAUGCAGGCUUGCAAUGGCGUUGCCCCAGACAAUUGGUCCUUUGAGAUCUCCCUGCAAGCUGCCCAAGCAAGUCUCGCUUUUAGUACAUGGAUGGACAGCAUCUUUGCUACCCUGGAUCUCCUCCGCGCGGCACCGCCGCCUUCUGUCGCCGAUCCCGCCGCAGCAGCGCGUCCAGCUGCGCCAUCCGACCUUCGCAGCAUUUUGGCCUGCACGACCAUGCCGUCGCUCCUCGCAGCCGGCAUCCAUCCCGCACACCUGCGAACCAUGAUGCUUGCCGUCUUGGAAUCGCAGAAGAAGCCCAUUCUGCGCCACAAUGAUGUGCUGCAUCUGCGCAGCGUGCUCGCCUUGAAUCUUGAGGAUCGUCUUGCCCUCGCACAUGCCCUGCGAGCCUUGCGGGCUCUGGACUUGCUCGGCUUGGGGGUUUUGACGCACAGCACAAAUGCAACCGGUACGAAGGUGCUGUGGUUCACCAAACGCCCUCCGGAUGAUUGGCGGCAUGUGGCCCUGCAAGUGUCCCGCACUGCGCUGCAACUCCCGCCAGACUUCCCGUUCGCUUCGUGGACCCUGGAGCGCCUCCGAGAGGGUCGCAUGAAGAGCCAGACAGAGAUAUCUUUCCCAGACCUCGACGGCGAAGAUGUUCGUCGUACCAUUGCGGGGCACGCGGAAUCUUGGCGCCAGCUUCUGGGCGGACAACGCGUGGAGCAAGCAGCUGCGUUGGGCGUGGUUGUGGGAGACGUGACGCUCCGUUUCGUGCGAAUGUAUGUGGAUGAUUCAGGUCACAUUUUCAUCUCGAGAGUUCAUCGAGGGUCUCCUGAAGCUUCGCCAAGCGAUGAUUGUCCUGGAGACUUGGGUCACGAUGUGGUCAACGUAACGAAGAACAUGUUACAACAUGUCAGAAGAGUGAAGUAUCGUCUAAAGCUGAAGCACACCCGAGCAAAGGAUGUGUUGAUUGAAGAAGAGGCGGAGGCGGCGGCGGACGCGGAGCAGGAGGAGCAGGAGGAGCAGGAGGAGCAGGAGGAGCAGGAGGAGCAGGAGGAGCAGGAGGAGCAGGAGGAGCAGGAGAAGCAGGAGGAAGCGGAAGAGGAGGAGGAGGAGGAGGAGGAGGAGGAGGAGGCCGAUUCGUUGCAACUGCAAGUUUUGGCCCGAGCCCACCCCUCCGCCGAGAUGAAUCUCGGGGCGCCCUUGCCCCCACUGGGCGCACGGGUGCUGUGCGAUGAUCGCCUCAUGAUCGUAUACUCCGUCCGAUUGGACGGAUGUGUCCAGGUGUCCCGCAGCAACUUGGGCUGCAUUAGCCUCGCGCUCUGCGAUGCAGACCAUCCCUCUGCCCCCCAGAUCUCAGGUCAAUUCGACCGCCCCGAGCCAGGGGUUUGGACGCCUGUUGAUCGUGUGCAGGUGCUGGCGACUCCUGCCCUGACGGUGGUUCCUUGGCAGUGCUAUCUCGUGGGACUUGGUUGCGUGGCAGUGUUGCCUUCGACGUACACCAGUGCAAAACCGCAUUCCUGGGCCCCUGGAACAGGCAAACCUGCAGGCAUUGCAUCCGUCGAGUGCUCCUGUGUCUGCGGCCAGCCAGACUGCUCCAUCUUCCGUCCCGACUUUGACCAGCGGAUCGGGGGCGUGAGCGAUCGGAAAGGUGACCUCGCUUCCUUCUACGAUGGCCCGAACUGCCUCAAUGUUCGGUUUUCCACCAGUGCCGCAGCUGCCGCUUGCGUGCAUGCGAUCCGAGCCAAUGUUUCCGGCAUGCUUGUCUUUACAGCCAUGAGUGCUGCAGCGACGAGUGGUCAGUACUGCUCCCCCCCGUCCCUUCAUCAACCCACCUUCCCUGCUUCCAAACCCCUCAUAAGGAGACCCCUACCCUAUCGGGGCGGUCUCCCGGCUGCUGACCACUUCCCUGUCCCCGCGCCGCCUUCCUUACGACAACAAGUUUUGUCCAAGGCGCUGGACCGUGUGGUGGUCACGCAGUUGGCUGCUCCUGCUGCUGGCAAGGAAGCUUACCGGGCCCAUUUCCAACUUCUUCAGCAACCCGGCGCGGGGGCUUGGCUUCAUGCUGUUCCCAGCCCAGCCCUGGGUCUGCAUGUGGUGACACCGCUAUUUCGGAUCAUGGUGCGCCUCCGCUUGCGCUUGCCCGUUGCUGAUUCCGACCUCGCUUGCCCGCUGUGCGAUGGCACCGCUGACAGAUAUGGGGACCAUGCCCGGGUGUGCCCUUGUGGAGGCGACCGAGUCAAACGGCACAACCAGCUCCGGAACCUUCUGGCUGCUCGCGCCAAAACCGCGGGCCUCCAGCCCGAAGUUGAAAAGGCAAACCUGCUGCCACCGCGGCCUGAGCAUCAGGGCGGCGCCGAGGAUGGUUCUCCCCAUGUUGUCCACCAGCCUGCGAGCCAGCGACGGCCGGCCGAUGUCUGGGUACCUAACUGGAACCUGCACGGCCCUGCCGCGUUUGAUCUCGCAGUCACCUCUGGCUUGCGACAAGGGCAGUUGGCGCAUUCCAUUGCCGAUGGUGGGCGGGCUACCCUUGACUAUGAGCAGCGCAAAUGUCAACACCUCAACACAUGGCAGGCCUGCGCAACCGAGGGCCUACAGUUCUUGCCUUUGGUUGUUGAAGGCUGUGCUGGUGGAUGGGGCCCUACUGCUUCGAAAACUUGGCAGCUGCUGGCUGCGGCUUUGUCUUCUCGAAGUGGCGAAGGGGCCAGCGUUGAACUGCAGCGGAUGUUGCAAUCCUUUAGCAUCGCGCUGCAGCGCGAAAAUGCUCGGGCAGUCCUUCGUCGCAUUGAGUAG